AUGGCCACUAAUCAAUCAACAACAAGUGCAGACUAUACUUCAUUCCCAUUUGCAACAAAUCGAAAUAACAUUACAGACGAUUAUGAAAUAUCACCAGACGCAUUAGGUGUUGGCAUAAAUGGUAAAGUACUCAAAUGUAAACAUCGUCGAACUGGACAAAAAUGUGCUCUUAAAAUUUUAAAAGAUUCAAUUAAAGCUCGACAAGAAGUUAUCCUACAUAAAAAGGCAUGCGAAAAUUGUCAAUACAUUGUGCAAGUACUGGACGUCUAUGAAAAUAAAUUUCGAUCUCAACGAUGUAUAUUGAUUGUAAUGGAAUGUAUGGAAGGUGGUGAAUUAUUCAAUCGUAUUCAACAACGAAAUGAUAAUCCAUAUACUGAACGUGAUGCUGCUAGAUAUAUUUUGAUGAUUGUUCAAGCUGUUAAUCAUUUACACAAAAUGGAUAUAGCUCAUCGGGAUUUAAAACCAGAAAAUCUACUUCUAACAAAUCAAAGCAAUGAUGCUAUUCUCAAACUUGGUGAUUUUGGAUUUGCUAAAGAAGGACACAAUGAACCAUUACCAUUGACUUCCCCAUUAUUCACACCGUAUUAUGUUGCACCAGAGAUUCUGUAUCACAACAGAUAUGACAAAGCCUGUGACAUUUGGUCGAUGGGUGUGAUUAUGUAUAUUCUUCUAUGUGGUUAUCCACCUUUUUUUUCGGAAGGUGGACAUACGAUCAGUUCUCGUAUGAAGAAUAAAAUCAAAACCGGUGAUUAUCGAUUUCCAGAUGCUGAAUGGCGAAAUAUCUCAUCAGAAGCUAAAUCAACUAUUCAACGAAUGCUUACAGUAGAUCCAGUUCAGCGUAUUACAAUUGAUGGAAUUCUCACAUCUUCAUGGCUUACUGAAUUGACAUCCGAUAGAGCAAUCAAUAUGAAUGCACUUCAAGAUGUAGAAACUCGACAACAAUUAGAAGCUGCAGUUGCAUCUGCUACUGAUGAUCAACGUCGAAUUGAUGAUGAUUUAGACAUUGAAAUAUCUGGACCAGAGGCAUCACGUAUUGCUAAACGAGCAGCCAAACGAAAACAACAAAUGGCUGUCGACAAUGAGGAACAUCAGCAAAUGUGA
Messenger RNA from Rotaria sordida, 1101 nucleotides. The record is from the annotation of a GenBank genome assembly. Lineage: Eukaryota; Metazoa; Rotifera; Eurotatoria; Philodinida; Philodinidae.